AUGUAUCACUUCAAGAUGCAAGCAGCCAUGGCGAUUGCCGCCUGGGCUUUCACCACCGUCGGCCAGAAUCUGCCCCUUGGUCGGGAUCGACUUCAUUCGAGGGGCAGUUAUGAUAUGACAGAGCUCCAGAGUAAGCUUUCGAGCACUGCCAAGGUCUAUUAUCCCAACUCGACUGAGUUUGAUACUGCCUCAGCCCGCUGGUCCCUCUUGGAUGAGCCCAAGGUGAAUGUGGUUGUGGUGCCUGGCACCGAAAAUGACGUUGCCGAGGCAGUACAAUUUGCUAACCAGCGAGGCUUGCCCUUCCUCGCCUAUACUGGCGCUCAUGGAUCCCUCACCACGCUCGGUAAGAUGGAUCAGGGAAUCGAGAUCUACAUGACUCAACUUGACACCGUCACCGUUGCUGGAGAUGGGCAGACCGCAACCAUUGGUGGUGGAGCCAUGUCAAAGGCAGUUGUUGACGCGCUUUGGAAUGUAGGAAAGCAGGCUGUGACUGGAACAUGCGAGUGUGUCAGUAUUCUCGGACCUGGUCUUGGUGGAGGACACGGCUGGCUCCAGGGACACCAUGGUCUUGUCGCUGAUCAGUUUGUUUCAAUGAACGUCGUCCUGGCCAACGGAACAUUGACGAAGAUUGACGCACAUUCUGAUCUUUGGUGGGCGAUGAAGGGUGCUGGUCACAACUUUGGCAUUGUUACAUCCCUCACCACAAAGGUCUUUGAUAUUCAGCAUCGCGACUGGGCGAUUGAAACCAUCACUUUCAGCGGUGAUAAGGUGGGAGCCGUGUAUCAAGCUGCCAACGACUAUCUGUUGAAGAACGGUACACAACCGGAGGGCCUGAUCAACUGGUCCUACUGGCUCAACAACCCAGGCGCUGACCCCAACAGCCCGGUCAUCAUUUUCUAUAUCAUUCAAGAAGGUGUCACUACCGUCGACUCUGCUUACACCGAGCCUUUCCAUAACAUUGGCCCUAUUUCAAUCCAGCCCGCGUCAGGAACUUACACUGAUCUGGCCGGGUGGACUGGAAUCGCCAACUCAUCGCCACCAUGCCAAAAGGGUGCCCUUGCAAACCCCCGCUUCCCAAUUUACCUCCAAUCCUAUAACGUCGACGCUCAAAAGAAGGCGUACAGUGUUUUCGCAAACGCUGUCCGCGGAGCCUCGACCUUCAACAACUCCAUUUUCAUGUUUGAAGGCUACUCCAUGGAAGGCGUGCAAGCGAUCGCUAGCGACUCUAGCGCUUUCGCAUUCCGCAGUGAGAACAUUCUUGCCGCUCCCCUCAUCAAUUACCUGCCUGCUGGUUCCACUCUGGACACCAAAGUCGCCAAUUUGGGUAACCAGCUCCGUGAUAUUCUUCGGGAUGGCACUGGCCAGGACGACUUCCGUGCCUAUGUCAACUAUGCUUAUGGCGAUGAAACACUCCAGGAGUUGUAUGGAAGUGAGAGCUGGCGCCAGAGCCGUCUCCAUGCUUUGAAGCAGAAGUACGACCCGACCGGCAAGUUUAGUUUCUACGCGCCUAUCCCGUCGAACUAG
Penicillium subrubescens is the source of this 1524-nucleotide messenger RNA. RefSeq names its product putative FAD-dependent oxygenase. Gene Ontology annotation, molecular function: FAD binding; oxidoreductase activity. The transcript has 4 exons. The record is from RefSeq and is a predicted model, not a curated record. Bases 1 to 1524 code for a protein of 507 amino acids. NCBI's taxonomy places the organism in Eukaryota, Fungi, Ascomycota, Eurotiomycetes, Eurotiales, Aspergillaceae.